AAAUAAGCGCUGAAACGUGCGGACGAUCGAUUGGGAAGCAUCUAAUUAUUAAUGCUAUAUGUACUUACUCAUAGCUUUUAAAAUUAUUACGAUAAGUCUUCGAAUCAAGGUCUUUUAUUUCUCUAAGUUUUUGCUUUUGCUUCGUUUUUAAAUGAAACUGUACUGGAGAAAAGCAAUUAAUAAUUAGAAACUACAGGCACGAAUAAAGGACCUUGUCUGGCGUGUACAAAUUGUAGCAGACAACGAGCAAGACGAUGGCGUCAGCAAGAGAAGCCAGCGUCAAUAACGUUGAGACAGGUUGUGAAGGAUCACUUAUGACAUAAACCUCAAACUGCUCAGGAUGUGCAAAGUCUGAAAGUCAGAUGACAUUAAUUAAUCAAGAAGAAGCUAAUUCAGAAGAGGCAACUAUGUCAUGCAGCAAACACUUUGGUUCAGUUCCUUUGUUAGACUUACUUGCAGAAGUUGCAUCAGCAACAUUAAAAAAUGAUCCAUCACUGACGGAAGAACCUCUUAAGAAUAAGGCUAAAAGAAAGCCAACACAAAAUAAGUUAUCAAACUUGAGAAGACCACUCCAGCAAGCUGAUGUUCUUACUUUAGAUCAGAUAAGAGUAUUAUCAGACAAAAUGUUGCUCGAAAUGUUUGCAGAGCAUACUUGUGAUGAAAUACGUAGAAAUUAUUCUUACAAAUGUUUUUUCAUACCUGUCAAAUGUUCUCAAGCUUACCAUAGUUUUGGAAAUGAAAGCCGGGCUAAACUACAAAUGAAGUCUCAUUUACUUGCCCACAUUGCAGAGCUUCUUGCAGAAGAUAAUGCAGGUAAAUCUCACCAAACUAGAUUCACAGCUGAACCAUUGUAUGCAAGAAAGAGAAGGCUUCAGGAUUUAGACAAAAAGAAGAAAAACAAACAAGUAUGCUCUAAACGUACAAAUUUUUUUAUCAAAGAUAAAGGUCAAGGUAACAGGAAUACAUUGAACAGUCGGUCAUGUCAAGUAAAGAAUGUAAAUAAGAAAAAGAAUGAAGAUAAAGAUACAGGUCAACAAAUUCUGCCUGUCAAUAAUAAUUUUACAAAGCUUAAAAACAUUAAUCUUUCAUGUAUAAAAUCCAGAAUUAGUGUUGAGAAUGGUAGAAACAAAUUUUCUCAUAAUGGAAUGAAAGAAUUUGAUGGAGCUUUGCAAGCAAGUAAGAAAGACCAUAGGGUCCAUAAUAUUAAUGCUAGUAUUGAGAAAGUGUAUCUUCAAACAUCAUCAUCAUCUGAACAGUCUAGUGAGGAAGAAAGCUCUAAUCAGAACUCUUCUGAUGAUUCUGACAGUGAUAGUUCAGAUAAAACUGUUCUACCACAAAUACCAGAUUUAAAAAAUUGCCAUUCCUCAUCUAUUGAACAGAAAGACUGUUCUGUUAGAACAUCAUCUAUGGUUCUCCACUUUGAUUCUCAUUUGGAAAAUGGAUCAUCAUUAGAGAGAAAUACUUAUAAUAAAUCAUUAAAAGAAAAUAUUAAUAAUUGUGAUUCAAUGUGUGCUUUAGAUAAGUUAGAGAGUUCAAACUCUAACUAUGUUAUUAAAUUUGUUAUGGACACCAAAGAACAACCUCAUCAUGAUCAUAGUUAUACUUCAAUUAUGGGAAAGAAAAGAGGAAUGGUAGCAUUUGAUUUUGAAUUUAUGUCUUCCGAAGAAGAUGAAACUACACAAAAGGAAGACACAGACAGUUUAAAUUUUCAUGCAACACAUUUGAUCAUUGCCACUCCAUCAUUUCCUUUUGUUUAUGUGCCAUUGUUGCCCAAUGUUUCAGAAGUACUAGAAAUACACUCUUCACAGUUUUCCAAAGCUGUCUCUACCCAGGGAUUUUAUGAUGCAGAAGACAGUACAAAAAACUAUGAUGUAAUUUCACUCAAAGGUUCUACAUCUAAUAGUUCCUCAAGUGAUAAAUGUCAAAUGAAUAGGCUCUCUCCCAUGGAGAAAACAAUUAUUCCACAAGAAGUCACACUACAGAAUAAAGAAGAAAACAAUAAUAAUUUUUCACUAAGUGAAAGUGACCCAAGAACUGAAAAUGUUGUUGAGAUUACUGAUACAUAUCCUUCAACCAAGGAAAAAUAUCAGAACAAAACAAAGAAACAUAAAAAUGCAGGACAAGCUACUCCAGAAUGGGAAAAGAAGUUAGCCUUGAAGUGUAUUAGAGCUCUACGAGUCAAGAAAAAAGAAGAAAGAGGACCUCUUGUAUGCCAGAUUUGUAAAGACAAAACAUUUACUGCACAAGCAACCUUGAUGUAUCAUUAUAGAAGUCAUGCAGGAAUAAAACCUUUUAGGUGUACUGUAUGUGGAGACACUUUUACCAGACAGCAUAGCCUGAAUUAUCAUAUGUUAAUCCAUAACAAUAAAAGCCGUUUUGUAUGUUUGGAAUGUGGACGCAACUUCCGCCACCCCAGUCACUAUAAGGAACAUCUUAGGAGGCAUACUGGUGAAACUCCUUAUGAGUGUGGAGAUUGUGGCCACAAAUUCAAAACAAGAAAUACAUAUAAGCGUCAUUUGAAAACUCGGCAUGGAAAAAUGCUUACAGCACAAGGUAUUAUCACUUUGGCACUGGAUGAAAUAUGUGAGGUGCAGAGUUCUCCAAGGAAGAGGAACCGCCUUGUACGUAAAAAAAACAAGUCUACCCAGUGGCCUGAAGUGAAAUACUACAGAGAGAUUGAUCCCCAUAUACUGACAGGUACAUGUAAUGCUGAAUGGAACUCAUAAUGAACUUUUUUCGUUGUUGUUUUGUCAGCUUUCAAUUGUUAAAAAUCCCUGAGAAUUUUAAAAUAUCCCAUUUUUGAUUCAUAAUACUGUUAAUAUGUUGUAUUAUUUCUAUCAAAAUCUGAAAUCAUCAUGAUUUUUUGGGGUUUUUUAAUGCAAUUCCUAAUUGUAACAAAGAAAAACAAGCACAUAAAGUGAUUGUUGCUAUGAGACACAUAUAUGUAAAUUGUUAAGAAUUCAAAAGAUUUAUGUUGAGGACCCUUUAAUUAUGUAAAUUGUUUUUAAAGGAAUGUUCUAUUAACAUAGUCCUAGAAUAUGCCAAAAGUAGUAUUUGAUAGUAUUUUCAUACAAUUUUGUUAUCAGUACUGAUAAAUUGUUAUAAAUUUCUUUCUU
Messenger RNA from Limulus polyphemus (Atlantic horseshoe crab), 3116 nucleotides. RefSeq lists its product as uncharacterized. The transcript is spliced from 9 exons. Gene Ontology annotation, cellular component: nucleus. The record is from RefSeq and is a predicted model, not a curated record. Bases 363 to 2726 code for a protein of 787 amino acids. Lineage: Eukaryota; Metazoa; Arthropoda; Merostomata; Xiphosura; Limulidae.